AACACCCGUUAAAUUUAAAGUUAAAAGUUAAAUAACACUGUCGCUUGUACCAUGCAUUCAGGCAUAUUCAGGCAGCGCCCUCUAGAUUUCACUAGCGAAACUAAAAUAUUUUUUUGAACAGUCGGUUAUGUUCUCUUUAUCUUUCUUCCUUAAUGCAAAACCCAGUUUCAGUAAAACUUACAACAAAGCCUCAUUUUACGCUUCUUAAAUGUUUUAAACUUAUAUAUCACGGUCUUGAUACUAAAAACAACUCUUGCUGUACGUGUUUAAAAUACAUUUCCUAUCCGAAGCAGCUUCCAGAUGCGAUGCUUCUUCGAUGUACAGCUAGUGAACAGAUUCAAAACAACGCAUCCGCAAAGUUUAGCGAAUUUGGGAACUAAAACACAUCCUAUUCCACGUACAGUACCGUAACAGCAUCAAACAGCCGACACAUUUCCCGCCUUACCGAACGCACCUGACAAACUUAAAAACUUACCCUCAGCGCAUGCAUCCAACGGUGAUAAGCCUAGCUCGGAAGCACAUCUCGACUAUUUUCGACACAGUACACGAACGCUAAACAAAAACUUCCCCCAUUUCUCUUAACCACCGCUCGUAGGCUUCGCUUUCUGGAAUUUCGGCACUGAGUUCCACGAGUCGAUCGUGCGAGCACGCACGCACAGCCGCGACGAUGUUUUCCCUUGCAAAAGGCACGAACCGAGCAAGUUGCGAGACUGUAAACGAAAACAAAACCUUCUGGUUUAUGGAAAACAAUCGUCGCAGCAGUAGGAAAAAUGUUUUACUCGCCACAGCACAGCACCACAGUCAACAACGCAGGCAGGUAGCUCCGAGCAUAAUUUUUCCCUGGGACCACUCCGGUUGGGCCAUUCUCACCGCGGAGCAGCGCACCAGACUGGAUGGGCUCAAGACGCUCAAACCGACGGAGAGCACCCGACGGUAAACUCAUUCAGUGAGCGACGUUCAAGCCGAACGCACGUCUUUUGUCGGUGAUCGUGCCGGUGAUCGUAAAGGGUGAGUCGGAAGAACUGUGUGCGUGUGAUCCCUUACCAAACACCUGCCCGAAUGUGCGGCCGCAAGAAGGAAGCCAUAUUCCUGCGCUUCGAUUAGCACAAUUAGCCGACGGCGAGUGGCGAAAGAUCGUGAUCGGUUCAUUCGGUGCUUCUAAAAUCGGUUUACUAGUGAAUAUUCGACCGAUAGAAGAUUUCAACCAAGGCCCAGUAGGAGACGAACAUCCGAAAUUCCACACACACACUCUGGCCCAUAUUCUCGGUUGAGCCAGAUCCCUCGCCAACAGGAACCGGUUAGCGGAGAAACUUCAGCAUCCUCAUCCCGUGUGACUCUCGCUGCUGAGUCACACGAGCUCCUACGGCUCCGCCAUUCUCCUUUCUUUCGACUUCGGUUACCCAACGCUCGAAGGGUGACCCGGGCGUGCUUUUGUGGUGGUGGGAGCGAGCGAAAGGCGAAAGAAACGGUCACCGCCGGUUUGCUGACCGGAGAGACCGAGCGGUCUGCUGUUUGCAGAUUGGAAAUGAGUCAACGAUCUUUAAGGGCACUAGCGCUUAGCGAAUAAACCGUGAGGAAAUCAAUAACGAUCGUGCAUCCUGUGGCGCUGCGCUGUUUGUGAAGUGAAAACGGGAGGGUUGUGCAAAAAGUGAAUAAAUUAGUUGGAUCGUGGAAACUCCCUUUUGCGCGAUCGAGUGAUCUUCGCGCUGAAGUUUAAUCAAAGUGGUGCAAUUUCUAUAACCUCCUGUGCAGUGUGCGUGUGUGUGAUCAAGCAUUGCGGUGAAUCGAGUGCGAUAAGCAGUGAGACCAAGGUAUCGAAGCUGCGGGUUUGUGGAAAGGAAAUUCAUCACAACCAAUCAGUCAGACCCGCAGAAUGACACAGCAGCAGCAGGUGGGCUCGCUUAUGAUUGGAUGAGGCUAGGCUCGGACGCGAAGCUCAUCAGUCCAUGGUUACAGUGAAUUAACCUUUCAAGUGCUUAAAGUCAAGCCACAAUAAAAAGUGCUGCUGGCACGUCCACAUAGUGAAAAAAUUUAGCAAGUUGGUGUUAACGUAAAUCCAAACAGUUCCGGAAGGUGUAGCGUAGUGAUUUGUUGACCAGACAGCCAGAACCGGUACUACCGGUGCCAUCAAGACACCGCAACGAUGGCGGUGCAUUCGUGCACUAGAAUGAUGCACCGGGGAGUGAAACUGGUUUCGCUGGUGGUGCUACUGCUGCAGCACGCUGCCCAGUCACAGAUCAUCAACCGGACGCCACACUUUAUCCCGGGCAGCGGAGAUAUGGCCCGGUUCAGUCUGCUCGAAAACACACCGGUCGGCAGUGUGGUGUACCAGUUGCGUGGUGUUGACCCCGAGGGCAGUAAGUUACGCUUCAGUAUCUCCGGCCCUGUGUUUAGCGUCGAUCGGGACAGUGGCGUUGUGCGGUUGCGUCAAUCACUGGACCGCGAACAGCAGGACACGGUGGAAGUCAUCAUUAGCCUUACCGACGAGGGCAUCCUUGGAACAGAACCGAACACGGUCUCGCUGCGAAGGGAGAUCCCCAUCCGGGACUACAAUGACAAUCCACCGGUCUUCGUUGGCCGUCCGUACAGUGCAACGAUCAGCGAAGCGACGAAACCGGGCAGUAACGUGUCGGUAACGCCGGACAUCAUUGCAACCGAUCAGGAUGAGGGAAUGAACGCGGAACUCACCUUCAGUUGCUAUCAGGACCCCGCCAAAGGUGCGGACGAUAUCUGCGACGUGUUCACCGUGCACACGGAGAAGAUCGCCCAGGGCAAGUUCGGUGCGUGGAUCGAGCUGCGCCGUCCACUGGACUUUGAAACGCGACCCUCGUACAUCCUCACGAUCCAGGCACGGGACGGUUCACCAACGAACUCGCUGCGGGCAGUCGCUUCCGUUGCGAUCACAAUUCUAGACGUACAGGAUCAGCCACCGAUCUUCAUCAACGCGCCCUAUUCGGCUACCAUCCCAGAGAACACGAUCGAGGGUACGCGAGUGCUUACGAUCAACGCAACCGAUGGCGAUACGGGCAGUCCCAAUCCACUGAUGCUGAUGCUCGAAAACGAACCGAUGGGACACUUUCGGCUGCACUACAUUGGCCAUCCCCGGUCCGGGGUAGCCGAGCUGAUCACCACCGGGAAACCGCUCGAUCGUGAAGAUCCAAUCAUCACGCAAAAUGGCGGAGCGUACACAUUCUCGAUCCGUGCUACGGAACUGAUCAACAACGAGCUGCCGGGUGAUUCGACGACGUCUCAGAUCACGAUCGUACUGACCGAUGUGGACGAUCACGUGCCGGAGUUUAAUCAACCAUCGUACGAGGUUGCGAUCCCGGAGAACCUCGAGCAGGAUACACCGCUGCCGGGACUCGCGAUCGUCGUGACGGAUCGGGAUCUUGGUCCCAACAGCCGCUAUACACUCGCCCUGCGCAACAUUCAAAAUGCGGAAGGUGUAUUCGGUGUCGUUCCCACGCACGGUGAAGGUCGCACACCGAUCGUGGUGAAGGUGUUGGAUUCAUCCCGCCUGGACUAUGACGUGCCGAGCGAGGAUGCUAAAACGUUCCGCUUCCAGCUAGUAGCAUCGGUCGAUGGGGAAGAGAAAUCGGCGGCCAAUGUAACGGUGCGCCUGCAGGAUGCAAACGACAACUCGCCCACCUUCCCCCAGUCGACGUACUCGCUGCAGGUGCGUGAGAAUUCUCCCCAAGGCUUCAAGAUAGCGGACCUAAGCGCUACCGAUCAUGAUGCCGGCAUGUUUGGCCAGCUGUCGUACGCAGUGAAAGGCUUCGGAGCGGAGUUUUUCCGCACGCAUCCCACCGACGGGGGACUGUACGUUGAGCGGCAGUUGGAUUAUGAGGAACAGAAGAGCUAUAGCUUGGCGCUGGUGGCCAGAGAUGGUGGUGGCCGGGAAACGAACGCGAAUGUCUUUAUAGACGUGAUGGAUGAAAACGACAACUAUCCGUCGUUUGAAGCGCUCGAGUACACUCGUACGAUACGCGAAGGGGCGACCGAGUUUGAGCCACAGUUCUUCGUGCGUGCUGUAGACGUGGAUGGACCGACGCAGGGCGGUGGAAGGGUGUCGUACACGAUCGAGUCGGAAAACAGUAUCUCGGGGCAUGUGUUUACAGUUGAUCAGGAGAGUGGUGAGAUUAGGAUCACGAGGCCUGUUAGCUCAAUGGAUACGGACCGUGGACAGUACGAGCUGUUGGUGGUCGCUACUGAUCACGGUGUACCGCCGCUAAAGAAUGAUACUCGUGUGCUGGUGCGUGUUGGACUUUCGGGCAAUCAGCGUCCAAUCUUCCGGGGACACGCCACUGCUACAAAUCGGGACAUUCCUGGACCUCCAUCCUAUCGGGCGACCAUACCGGAGAAUGCUUCGGCUGGGUACAACGUAACGCAGGUCAGUGCCACCGAUCCGGAUGGAUUGGAUGAGCUUCUGCGGUACAAGAUCGUGGGUGCUAGCGACAACUUCGAGAUCGAUGAUCACACCGGUCUGAUAACUAUCACACGGGAGGCUCGACUAGACCGGGAUACCAACCCGGAAAGCUACGCGAUCGUGGUCAAUGCAAUCGAUGCCGGAUUCCCCAUCCCCGAGACGGCCACCACAACAGUGCACGUUAAGAUACAGGACAUUAACGAUAAACCACCGAGGUUCCCCCAGCAAACCUACACCGCGUACGUGUCCGAACGGAGUCCUAUCGAUUCGGAGGUUCUGCGUGUCACAGCCAAGGAUACGGAUUUGAACUCCAAAAUCGAAUACGCUCUCAUCGAACCGAUCACGGCCGUCACUAAGGGAGGCAUUCCACUACUAACUACCUCCACAUACGACUACCGCCAAGCAUUCCGCAUCGAUCCGGAUGAUGGAACGAUCUACGUCAACAACACGCUCAACUACAACUAUGCCGCAGUGAUAACGCUCACCGUCAAGGCGACCGACACGAUGGCGGAGCUUCAUCCCGAGCUGCAGUUCGAUCAAACCGAAGUGACACUCUACAUCCAAUCGUUCAAAGACACAAACCCGCUGUUCAAAAACAAAGGCUGGUCCACGGUGCGGCCCAAGAUCGAGGUGAAGGUAAAGGAGGAAGCUCCCGUCGGUAGUGUGGUGUUCCGGAUCGAGGCAGACGAUCCCGUGUCCGACGUACCGAUCGCAGACUUUGAGCUCGUAAUGCCUGACGUUGAUGGGUUCUUCGCGCUAAAUGAGCGUACGGGUGAAAUCAUGCUUCUCCAGCGGUUGGACUACGAAACGUACAACAAAACGACGAUCGACUUCGUCGUCAAAGCGAUCACCAGCAACCGGAAGCGUCACUCGCUUGCGUACGUUAACGUGACGAUCGAAAACGUUAACGACAAUGCGCCGGUAUUCGAGCGUGAAGCGUACCGCGUUACGGUGCUCGAAUCGGACCGCCAUCCGCACGUCGUUGCCACGGUAAGGGCCACCGAUCAGGAUGCGGUACGCACCGAGAAGGAUACCCUGCUCGGGUACAACGUCAUCACGUACAGUUUGUUCGGUUCCCACUCGAAUCUCUUCACGAUCGACAAUCGGACGGGUGAGAUAAGGAUUGCCCCGGGACAGGUGCUGGAUCGUGAGAAGCAAUCGGUGCUGAAGUUGGUAGUCGGUGCGGAAGAUGCACCGGGACGGCCACAGGAAGCGAAAAAGACCACUACGGAGGUAAUGGUGGACGUGCUGGAUGUGAAUGAUAAUGCACCGAUCUUUGGGCAGCGAUCGUACACGGCUGUAAUACCGGAGAACGUACUGGUGGACACGUUUGUGGUCGCGAUCACGGCACACGAUCCGGACGAGGGUCUUGGUGGGGAGGUGCGGUACGACAUUCUGAACGAGGGUGAAGCUAAUGGACUUCUUCAAAUUAAUCCCAAAACGGGAGAAAUCAAAACGAAGGCCAUGCUGACGGGCAAGGGACGAGCUGAACCGUACGAGUUGGUAAUCCGUGCGCAGGACAGUGGCAAUCAGCUACCGAAGCAGAGUUCGCUCUACAACGACGUGUCCUUCACGCUGUACAUUGGGGACAUCAGUGCGAAUGAUGGCAUUCCGUUCUUCAUUGCACCGCAGGUCGGUCAAACGGCCAACGUUACUGAGAACGCAACCGUUGGCGCACCUGUGUUCCAGGUGAUUGCCAGCGACCCGGACAGUCCGGCCACCCCGAGUGGCACCCUCCGCUAUCGCAUUCAAUCCGACAUCGAGGAUGCAAAAUCGUUCAGCAUCAACGCGAAAACGGGCCUAAUCACCACCACCCGUUCGCUGGAUCGUGAAAUGAAAUCGGCGUACAACGUGAUCAUCGAGGUAAGCGACAUGGGCGAACCUCCGCAAGCAUCCACCGUCGUGCUGCGCAUCAACGUUCUCGACAUCGACGAUCACGAGCCCAGAUUUGUGCGUGAAGUCGAAGCGCAACCGUACGAGCUGCAGGUACUGGAGGAACAACCGGCCGGUACGAUCGUCGGUAACAUUUCCGCACUGGAUGAAGAUAUCGGUCCGAACGGUGCGAUCGACUACACGAUCAUCGAGGGUAACGAGUUGGGUCUGUUCAACGUUACACGCACGGAAGAUAAUGUAGCGAUCCUCCGCACUACCAAGCCGCUCGAUCGCGAAAGCCUGGAAUCGAUUCGACUAACGCUCCGAUGCUUCAAACACAGCACCGUGCCAGAGCAACUGGCGCACGAGGCUUACAACAGGCACGAUAAGUCCCAGCAGCAGCUCUUGAUCCGCGUAGUGGACAUCGAUGAUCAUGCACCACGCUUUGAGCGUGAAAAUCAAACCAUCGGCAUCCGGCACAACGUCCCAAUCGAUACACCGAUAGCGAAUGGGCGUGCCUUUGAUGAGGAUCCCACCGCCCGGCCCAUUGUCUACUCGAUCGAAAGCAUCAACUUUGUGCCACAGUUCUAUCGGAGGGAUAAUCGAACCGAGGACUACACCGGUGUGUUUAGCCUGAACGCGGACACUGCCGAGAUACGGACCACGCGCAGCAUGUCCAACUUUGUCGAUGGCUUCUUCCAGCUGAGCGUCCGUGCGUCCAACUCGGACGACGCGGAACGCAUCAGUGAAACGCAGAUGAAGAUCUACGUCAUACGCGACAAGUCACUGUUGCGGUUUGUGUUCUCGAAGCCACCGACCGAGGUGAGCGGAGUGUUGGAUCGCUUUACGGCCGACAUGCAGGAACGGUUGGCCGAAUCCAACCUCGAGCUGUCCGUGUUCGAUGCGCAGGUACUCAGCCAUCCGGACCACAGUCUCGACUUCAGCUCGACCAGCUCCUGCUUCCAGCUGACGCGCCACGGUUCGGCGCUCACUCCAGUGGAGAUGAUGCGCAUCAUGGAUGGAGCGGAGAUGAAGGACGCCCUGGCGGACGUGUAUCACCGGUACUCGGUGCACAAGAUCGACUCGUGUGCGGUGGGUAAGAGGACGCCUGCCACUGCACUGAUCGCUUCCUCCGGUACCUGGCUGGUGAUACUGGCGGGGCUGAUAGGAUUUGCCGCGUUCGCGUCCACCAUGACGGCGUGUUGUCUAGCGCGAAGGUACAAAAGCCAGGUUCGGUCAACGAUAAACUCGCAGCGAAUCGUUGGAUCCGACAUCUAUGGCAGUGCGACACCGGUGCUGUACACGGAACCCAUCUACGGUGCACUGUAGCCGGCGAUACCGGCCGGUGAGCGGGAAGGCCAUGUCGACCAUGUUUUAAAAGUCUGUACAAACAAGUCAUAAGAUAGACCCAUCUGUUUUUUUUAACUUCACUCAAUACGCUGACCGUAGCCGUUGUGCGUAUGGUCGCCGCGAGUUCUGCUCCUAUGUUGCGGAACACAAAGAAAAAAACAAAACCAUACCAGAACCUUAAACCUCGUGCAAGGGUUCGCGAGGGUCAAGAGCGACAACCAGGGAACGUACCGUUUAUCGCCAACCAGAAGGAGCGGUCUCGUAAGCUACGGUUUGUCACCGAACAAGACUUAACGGGGGGUCGGGAGAACAAUAUUUAUUUUAUGUUUUAAGAACAAACACCCGCCUGUUACUGCCGUUCUUGCACACACGCACCAGCAAAAAAAAAAACUAGGAAGGAAGGUGCAAAACGGAAACGUGCCAAACCAUGCAUCAAACUCUGUCUACAGCAACAAGCUGCAAAACGGAAAACAACGCAAGUAGCUUUAAGCCGGAAGAGUCUCCCAGCUGUCCUUCGCUGAAAGCGUUGGGGACUCUUGUACGUUAAGCCUGUAUAGGAACGUGCGUAUUAACUGCAUUUGAUGUGUUUUGUAAAUAAAGAAGAAAAGUAUAGAUAACAUUUAACGAAAGUGUUGGAAAAGAA
This is a messenger RNA of Anopheles stephensi (Asian malaria mosquito), 8291 nucleotides long. It is a transcript of the gene Cad74A, whose product is annotated as cadherin-23. NCBI's taxonomy places the organism in Eukaryota, Metazoa, Arthropoda, Insecta, Diptera, Culicidae. The coding region runs from base 2144 to 7627 and encodes 1827 amino acids. Gene Ontology annotation, molecular function: calcium ion binding. The record is from RefSeq and is a predicted model, not a curated record. Gene Ontology annotation, cellular component: plasma membrane. Gene Ontology annotation, biological process: homophilic cell-cell adhesion. The transcript has 7 exons.